AACUGGCAACUGAAGCUGAAAGGAUCAGGCUCCACUGAAGGCAGCGCGUGUAGCUGCCAAUCAAUCAAUACUGACUGAUCGAUCAGAUGGGAAACGUCAGACUGUGGUGUGUUCAGGUCCUCAGAUACACACCGGACACUCCACACGAAGAAAUGUUCAUAUUAUUAUCUUUAAAAAAAAAAAAACAAACCUCUUUCUCCCACAAUGCACCGCACUGUUAUUGUUCAGGCUGCCUAUCCAACAUGGCGGCUCCUGGAUGCGUCUUUCACAGAACCCUGACUCGGUCCAGACCCGGUCCGAACAAGGCGUCCUCGUCCUCUCCUGCCGUCUGCAGGGAAUUCCUGUAUGUGGUGGAGCUGCGGCGUUACACCAGAGACCAGGGGUCCUCUGUCUACUUCCCCCAGGCUGUCCUCAACGGUGAUGACCUGUAUGAUGUCACACUGACUGACGGGGACUGCAGACUUCAGGUGACCUUGGAUCCCGGCCUGAACCGGCUGGUGGAGAGGAACGUCCUGCAGGUUGGAUCGACACUACGUAACGCCACCUUCACCCCCGGCAUGGCCGCUCAGCUCCCAGCAUGCACCAAGGCCUCUGGAGAGAUGGACAGCUACAGACUGGUGAGAGUGGAGGUGAGAGGUGGAGCUCCAGCUGAUGGAGAAGCUGAUGGAGCCCGGGGGUUUGAUGUGCGCUGGAACUCUCUGCCCUGGUUUGGAUCCUCAGAACCUGCAGGUUCCGUGGUUCCUCUGAGAGCCAAUAGGAGCGUGUUUCUGCCUCUGUGGAACAACGUGGACUACAGCGGGGAGGGGUGGAGGGAAACCCCGCCCACUGAGGAGGAGGAUGAAGAGGAUGAGGAGGAGGAAGGGCGACGUCCUUCCGUCACCGUGUCUGAACUGCGUGACUCCUUCCUGUCCCGUCACCCGGGCAUCGUCAGGGGCGCCGUCCAUCAUCAGCUGAUUGUACGCAUCAUCAACAAGUCACACCUGAUGUAUUAUGGGAAAACGGAGAGGAACUGUGAAUGUCCUUAUAAGGCGGUGUUAGAGGUGUGUGACCCGACAGGAAGCGUGUGUGUGGUGUUGUGGAACAGCGUGUGUGUCAGCUGGUAUCACUGUCUGAAGCCUGGUGACAUCAUUAGCCUGAGACGCUACCGAGUCAAACAGCACUACCAGGCUGAGCCAGAGGACAUAGAAAUCAGCGUGAACAGCAGAAAUCCUGCCGCACAAAUAUCUGUCCUCCCAGAAUCCUCUGUUUUACCUGAGUAUCUACCACCUGCACCUGCCUACAGCUUCUACAGCAGUAAGGAGCUGCUGACCCGUCGUCACGGCGCCGUGUGUGAUGUCAUCGGCCUUCUGACGUUCUCGGGACGAUCGGAGCGAAUCAGGAGCAAGGAUUGUCGAGGGGCGGAGCUUUUGGAAUAUCGCUGGCUGCGAUUGGAGGACGGGACCAGCAAUCAGCCAAUCAUGGUGAAGCUCUUCUCCACGUCUCAGCCUGAAACCCACCACAGGCUCCACCCAUUGUCCGUGGUCGUCUGUUCCAGGCUGAAGUUGAUCAGAGCUGCAGAUCGCCGUCACAGCUGCUGCUACCUGACAAAUACAACAUACACACAGGUGUACUGCACAGGACUGGGCCACCACUCAGAGAUGAGUUACCGGAAGCUUCAGCCGGUGCGACAGUUCCUCCAGUGGCUGAGAAGCCAGGAUGACGGACAGGUGCUGAGCAGGGCUCUGAUUGGGGGAUUCUUCAUGUACCCGCCUCCUCCGGUCUCCUUGGAAACAUUUAUGAAAAACAGGAGAGGUAAGCCAGGUUUCCUGCGAGGGGCGGAGCUUGAGAGGGAGCUGGAGAGGCUCUGUUACCGGGAACGACGCAUCUUCUGUAUCCAGGCAACGAUCACCAUGGUUACGUACAGCCGCUGCGGAGAGGAGGAUCGCUGUUUGGUUUGGACAGACCGAGCUGCAUCGGUCUCCCCCUCCUCCUCCUCCCCAUCCUCCUCCUCCCCUCGUCUCUCUAAGUCCUCCCCUCACCCAUCUCCCUCCCCCUCCUCUCUCCUCCCUCUCCCCUCCCCUCCUCGUCUCUCCUCUGUGUCUUCGUUCUCUCCCACCUCUCCGUCCUCAGGUGUGAGUCAACUGACUCCUCCCCCCGUGACGCACAGAGCAGGGAGCUUGUGUAAGAGGAAGCAGCAGCUGCAGCCGGACACUCCGAAGAAGAGACGUCCGUGGGUCACAUCAGAACCAGAACAACACAACAACAACAACACAGUCAUCCUGUUUGAAGCCUCCAUGGAGUUUCUAGAAAACAAAAACGCUGAUGAAGACGACAACGACGAUGACGACGACACCUCGUCCUUCGUCACCGCUCCCCUCUCCCCCGCCUUCCCGCCCAUCGCCGUGGAGACGCUGCCGAUGCGUUAUGACCACGCCCGCAGGGAGGAGCAGGCUGCUGCCGUGGCGAUGGGGACGGGGACGACACCUGGGCGGUUUGACUCAGCGCUGCGGGACUACUACACACUGAGACUGAGAGCUCUGUCCGACGCCGUGAUGAUCGACGCCGUCUUCCUCCCUCACUCCUCCUCCUCCUCCUCCUCUCCCCCCCUCCUCCCUCACAACAACACCUGGACCUCCAUCUUAUCACAUGGAGCCUUUUCAGUCCACAGACCUCCACCUUCACCAGGUGAGUGCACACACACACACACACACACAAAGAACGAUGAUGAAGAUGAAGGUCGCUCUCUCUCUCCCUCUUUUCUGUCAGCUGACCUCAUCAGCAUGGCGGCUCAGCUGACCAAUCAGAGGCUGGUGUGUGUCCUGGAGGCGUGUCACCUGGGCGGACCCACAACUGAACUCAUCCUGAGCCGAGCGUUUCACCUGUCCAACUGACACACACAGACACACACACACACACAGGCACACACACACUCACACACACACACACACUCACUCACACACACACACAGGCACACAGGUGCCUGAUGGGAGCCGUAGUUUUCUCAGUGUUAUAAACUUGUUUAUAAAGUUUUUAUACUUGAUCCUUUAAAGUGUUUCUGAUUGUUUGACGCACACUGAUGCACUUUACAACAUGUUGUUGUUGUUGUUGUUGUAGUUUUUUAACUACAUUUAAAAAGUUGAUUUCUUUAGGUUUCUGAUAUGAGGUGGUUUGUACACACAUUUAUUUAAUAUACACUAAUGUGAUGUGUUCAGGAGAAACGUGUUAAUAAUUUACACUCAGUAUUUUAUAGAAGACGUGUGUUUGUGUUGUGUUGUUGUGAUGUUGGUAGCGAAGCAGGAACUGCGCUGACAGUUCUGACUGAUGUGAAACAGCUUCUGUCUGUCUGUGUUCAUACAAACCAUCAUCAUCAUCAUCCUCAGUGCAGAGUAAGUCAUUAACAGUAUUUGGAGGCUGUGACUUUAAACGGUUCCUCAGUUUGAAACUUCAGGAUGUGGAGUUGAAUAAAAGUUAAC
Molecule: messenger RNA, 3452 nt
Organism: Toxotes jaculatrix (banded archerfish)
Lineage: Eukaryota; Metazoa; Chordata; Actinopteri; Toxotidae
Product: RPA-related protein RADX
Exons: 18
Coding region: 87-2870 (927 amino acids)
Biological process (GO): regulation of DNA repair
Cellular component (GO): replication fork
Molecular function (GO): single-stranded DNA binding
Source: RefSeq, a predicted model, not a curated record